UUCAGCAAAGGGGGAUCGCUGUCCUCCGUGUGCCCCGACUCACAGCCGCCCCCUGUGUCACUCCCUGGUUCUUCCGCUGCCCCGCGCCCGCUCUAGGCACCAAAGCCUAUACACUGAGCCCGCCUGGCGCUAACUAAUGUUUAACUCGGACCGAAACUUGGCGGCGAGCACAGGGUGACUGCGUACAGAGCAGCGGCGCAGGACGUCCGUCUCCGCGCGGUAAUUUGUGCUUGCGCUCAAGUCUCAGAGCUCAGUUCAGAGGAGCCGCCCGACCAUGAAGACACCGUGGAAGGUUCUCCUGGGACUGCUUGGUGUAGCUGCGCUUGUCACGGUCAUCACUGUGCCACUAGUUCUGCUGAACAAAGAUGAUGCAGCAGCUGAUAGCCGCAGAACUUAUUCGCUAGGUGAUUAUUUAAAGAAUACUUUUCGAGUCAAGUCCUACACCUUGCGAUGGGUAUCAGAUUAUGAAUACCUCUACAAACAAGAAAACAAUCUCUUGCUAUUCAAUGCUGAACACGGAAACAGCUCCAUUUUCUUGGAGAACAGCACCUUUGAAGCCUUUGGAGAGUCUAUAAGUGAUUAUUCAGUGUCGCCCGACAGACGGUUCGUUCUCUUAGAAUACAACUAUGUGAAGCAAUGGAGGCAUUCCUACACAGCUUCAUAUAGUGUUUAUGACUUGAACACAAGAAAGCUGAUCACAGAGGAGAAGAUUCCAAAUAAUACACAGUGGAUCACAUGGUCACGAGAAGGUCAUAAAUUGGCAUAUGUUUGGAAGAAUGAUAUUUACAUUAAAAUUGAACCAAAUUCACCUAGUCAGAGGAUCACAUGGACAGGAGAAGACAAUGAAAUACUUAAUGGAAUAGCUGACUGGGUUUAUGAAGAGGAAAUCUUUGGUGCCUACUGGGCGCUGUGGUGGUCUCCAAACAGCACCUUUUUAGCAUAUGCCCAGUUUAACGACACAGGAGUCCCACACAUUGAAUAUUCCUUCUACUCUGACGAGUCACUGCAGUACCCUAGGACAGUGUGGAUUCCAUAUCCAAAGGCAGGAGCUGAGAAUCCAACUGUAAAGUUCUUUAUUGUAAAUACAGACUCCCUCAGCUCUACCACUAGUGCAGUUCCCAUCCAGGUCACUGCUCCUGAAUCCGUGGCAACAGGGGAUCACUAUUUGUGUGAUGUGGUGUGGGUUACAGAAGAAAGAAUUUCUUUGCAGUGGCUCAGGAGGAUUCAGAACUAUUCCGUGAUGGCUGUCUGUGACUAUGAUAAGACCAACCAAGCAUGGAACUGUCCCUUGGCACAGCAUCAUGUAGAAAUGAGCACUACAGGCUGGGUCGGAAGAUUUAGGCCUGCAGAGCCCCACUUCACUUCUGACGGUGGCAGUUUCUAUAAGAUCAUCAGCGACAAAGAUGGCUACAGACAUAUCUGCUACUUCCCUAAAGAUAAGAAUCCCAAUCAGGACUGUACAUUUAUUACAAAAGGAGCCUGGGAAGUCAUUGGGAUUGAAGCUCUGACCAGUGAUUAUCUAUACUACAUUAGUAACGAACAUAAAGGCAUGCCAGGAGGAAGAAAUCUCUAUCAAAUUCAACUAACUGACCACACCAAUGUGAAGUGCCUUAGUUGUGACCUGGAUGCAGAAAGAUGCCAGUAUUAUUCGGUGUCAUUUAGCAAAGAGGCAAAUUUCUAUCAGCUGAGAUGUUUGGGCCCCGGUCUGCCCCUCUACACUCUGCAUCGCAGCGCUGAUCAUAAAGAGCUACGAGUCCUGGAAGACAAUUCUGCUUUGGAUAAAAUGCUGCAGGAUGUCCAAAUGCCUUCAAAAAAAUUGGACUUCAUUGUUUUGAAUGGAACAAGAUUUUGGUAUCAAAUGAUCUUGCCUCCCCACUUUGACAAAUCCAAGAAAUAUCCUCUACUCUUAGACGUAUAUGCAGGUCCCUGUAGUCAAAAAGCAGAUGCUGCCUUCAGACUCAACUGGGCCACUUACCUUGCAAGUACAGAAAACAUCAUAGUAGCUAGCUUUGAUGGCAGAGGAAGUGGUUACCAAGGAGAUAAGAUCAUGCACGCAAUCAACAGAAGACUGGGAACACUAGAAGUUGAAGAUCAAAUUGAAGCAGCCAGGCAAUUUUUAAAAAUGGGAUUUGUGGACAGCAAACGAAUUGCAAUUUGGGGCUGGUCGUAUGGAGGGUAUGUAACCUCAAUGGUCCUGGGAUCGGGAAGUGGCGUGUUCAAGUGUGGAAUAGCUGUGGCACCUGUGUCACGGUGGGAGUAUUAUGACUCAGUGUAUACAGAGCGCUACAUGGGUCUCCCAACUCCAGAAGACAACCUUGCCCAUUACAGGAAUUCAACAGUCAUGAGCAGAGCUGAAAAUUUUAAACAAGUUGAGUACCUCCUUAUUCAUGGAACAGCAGAUGAUAAUGUUCACUUCCAGCAGUCAGCUCAGAUCUCCAAAGCCCUGGUGGAUGCUGGCGUGGAUUUCCAAGCAAUGUGGUAUACAGAUGAAGACCAUGGGAUUGCUAGCAGCAUGGCUCACCAGCAUAUCUAUACCCACAUGAGCCAUUUCCUCCAACAGUGCUUCUCCUUACAGUAGCACAGCCAGGCUCCUGUAGCUUAUUUAAAAACACAUUUGUUCUCAUUAUCUCAAAACUGCACUGUCAAGAUGACGAUCUUAAUAAUGCUCGCUCGCAUCGAGAAAUUUCAGGCUACUUUCCAGUUUCAUACCUGCAGUCCUAAGUAAGACUGUCUGUCUUCACAACAGAUUAUUACCUUACAGCAAUUUGGAUUUUUCACUCUGUUUUGUUUAUCAUUUAAAAUUAUUUCCACAUCAGCUGCUGAAACAACAAAUAUAAAUUAUUUUUACAAGAGUUCUGCAUAGAUUUCCUGAGAAGAAUUUUUUUUUUCUUACUAGACUGGUCCAAAUCUUGUUCCUUUAUUGAAGGGGAUGACAAGAUUAGGCAAUGAUGUCAUUAGCAUAGCAAUGACAGAAGCAGGGGCAGGGAGAGGAGAUCACAGAGUAUGGUUAGAAACCCAGGUCCAAGCACACCAGCCCAACCAGGCUACUGUCAGCUCGCCUCGAGAAGUGCUGUUCCCUGCCAGACUGGCACAGUUUUCUGAGAAAGACUAUUCAAACAGUCUCAGGAAAUCAUAUAUGCAAAGCACUGACUUCUCAGUAAAACCACAGCAGUUGAAUAGACUCCAAAGAAAUGUAAGGGAAACUGCCAGCAAUGUAAGGGCCCCAGGUGCCAGUUAUGGCUAUAGGUGCUACACAAACACAGUAAGGGUGAUGGGAAAGCAUUGCAAAUGUGAUUUUAAGAAAUCACCGAUGUUUCCCAGUGAAAAGAGGCAGCUUGGAACAUAUCGACUUGCCCUGUUAAAAGUUGAAAAUAUUUGUGUCACAAAUUCUAACAUGAAGGAAUACUUGCAUCGGUUCUUACUUCAUUUCCUUGAGCAUGUUAAUUAAAAUAUUUUAACCUCCUUGGCUUUUUAAUGGAAUAUGGACGAGAAUGUUGUGUGUUAUUAUUUCUAUUCUACACACUGGAAUUUUGCCUGGUCAUUUAGUAAAUAUGCUUCCAUUUUUCAGAGGUAGUGGGUUACAUCUUGAUUCAAACUUAAACCGCAUUGACAUAUGGACACAUUUGUUCAAAGGUUCUUGUUUAACUUGUUAGAAAUUCAAGACUGUCUUGUAAACAUGGAAGGAGUUCAGCUUUAAAAAAAAACUUAGAUACAUAAAACUGUUUAAAGUUAAAUAAUUCAUAAGAGUUUAUCUAAUACCCAUGAAAUUUCAAUUCUCAUACUUAACAUUUAGCUUUUAAGAAAGCAGUUGAUAAUAAUGUGGUCAUUUGUGGACUAUGGAAGACUGUUUAAUUUAAUCCAGGGAAGCAUGUGAGGCUCAAAGCACGAGAAUGAAUACCAUCAGCAAAGUCAUUUUGUAGUUCUGAUGGUCCAAUGGUAUGUCCUUACAAGGCUUUGUGUUUUGUUUUGUCUCCAGUUUUUUUUGGGGGGGUGCGGGGGGAUAUAAUAGAAAGAAAGCAUAGAUUUCAGAUACUGAAUUUGACUUAGCAAUGUUUGAGUAACUUAAAAAAUUAUUUGUAACAGCUGCAUUUUAAAAAUGGACUUCACACAUUUAAAUGGAGACUAUUUGCUAGACAAAGUUAUCAUAGGUGAGCUGCAGCAUAAACUCCAAAACCUAGCAGAAAUGGAAACUACCUAUCAAUUAAAAAUGAGAUUAGAGAUUCAUGAGAACAAUGUACAGAGGCUGUGAAUCAGCUUUGCUGCUUUUUCCAGGGCAUGCCACUGAUUCAUUUCACCUUAAUUAACUCUCAAGUCCUACUCUUCCAUGGGAAGCAUCGCUGAUACUUAGCCCUGUAGGUUUCUGGCCAUUAUCCUUGUUUUGAAUAUAGCUCAGUCCCAUGUGUAGCAGGACCAAUCUGCAAGGUCCUAGAUCAAGGAACAGGGUAACACAUGUUCCUGACAGCAUGAAAACAUAAAAGCAAAUUAAAUAGAAAUGACUCUUUAUGGGUUCUUUCACUAAACCACAUUAUAUAAUAAUGCAGGUUUUGUAUUAAUAUUUCUCAUGAUUCUAUAGUGUUUACACAAUGCCCAAACUGUGGAUUUUUUUGUUCCUCUCAUUUCUAAAUACAUUGUUUCUAGAGCCUGAAGUAAUAAAAAUAUCAUAGCACAUAUUUUUUCAGGCAAUGAGAGUUUCAAACUGUGAUAAUGUGACUAAAUUCAGUUUUUGUUUGACUCUCAUAGGACAAGUUUUACUGUUCAAUAAGAGCUGUAAAUUAGAUAAAGAAACUGAGACAUAAAUUAUAGAUAAACUUAAUUUAAAGGUAAAUCUGAAACACACAAGAACUAGCAAUGUCACCAAGAUGUAUAGACAUGUCUCCUAUGGGCAUAUGCAGCCUCUGGAAGCCAUCCUUCAUGAAGUAUCCUCAGAGUGCACCAGCACCCAGGGCACAUGUGCUAAAGGAAUCGAGAAGCAGUCCAUGGUGAAGGAUAACUUCAGUCUAUGUCACUCUGGCCUUUGUGUUUCUUGAUCAGAAUAUUAGCAGUCCCACUUCGUGGCACUGACUGUUUUUGCUCUAAGUUGGAGUGAGAAUACUGACUUAUAAGACUACUAGAUUUGUACAAUAUUUAAGAUUCAAUAAAUUCUAAGUGAA
Messenger RNA from Onychomys torridus (southern grasshopper mouse), 5150 nucleotides. It is a transcript of the gene Dpp4, whose product is annotated as dipeptidyl peptidase 4. Gene Ontology annotation, biological process: proteolysis. Gene Ontology annotation, molecular function: serine-type endopeptidase activity; dipeptidyl-peptidase activity. The transcript has 26 exons. The record is from RefSeq and is a predicted model, not a curated record. NCBI's taxonomy places the organism in Eukaryota, Metazoa, Chordata, Mammalia, Rodentia, Cricetidae. Bases 275 to 2578 code for a protein of 767 amino acids.